AUGAAUGGCUCCGACUCUAAGGGCCUCGACGAGGAUGCCUUUGGAGAAAAGUCUGGCCUCUCAGGGGUAAAGGCCUUUGACGCUUUCCCCCGCCUAACAAUUCCCUCUCCAGCCAAAACGAAAGCCUCCUACACCACUCCUUCCGCUCGAGGCGGCCAAUGGACCGUCCUAAUCCUCCUCGUCUGUACCCUCUUCAGCUUCUCCGAGUUCAAAACAUGGUGGCGCGGCUCCGAACACCACCACUUCAGCGUUGAAAAGGGCGUCUCGCACGACCUCCAACUCAACCUCGACAUAGUCGUCAACAUGCCAUGUGACACCCUCCGCGUCAACAUCCAGGAUGCCGCCGGCGACCGCAUCCUCGCAGGCGACCUCCUCAAGCGCGAAGAUACGAGCUGGCAGCUAUGGAUGCAAAAGCGCAAUUACGAGACCUCCGGCGGUGCGCACGAGUACCAGACUCUCAGCCAUGAGGACGAUGAGAGAAUUAGCGCCCAGGAGGCAGAUGCCCACGUGCACCAUGUUAUUGGGGAAGUCCGCCGGAACUCAAGACGCAAGUUUGCCAAGGGGCCGCGUAUGCGCUGGGGCGAGACUGCGGAUUCUUGUCGGAUUUAUGGAAGUCUUGAGGGAAAUAAGGUCCAAGGUGAUUUCCACAUCACGGCGAGAGGCCAUGGGUAUCGAGAGAUGGCGCCGCAUCUGGAUCAUUCAGCGUUUAAUUUCUCGCACAUGAUUACCGAGCUCUCCUUCGGUCCUCACUAUCCGAGUCUGCUGAACCCUCUCGACAAGACUAUUGCGGAAAGCGAUAGCCACUAUUACAAGUUCCAGUAUUUCCUCUCCGUGGUGCCGACGCUGUAUUCCAAGGGCAGAAACGCACUUGAUGCAUACACCUCGAAGACGCGACCUGGACGAAACACCAUCUUCACAAACCAGUAUGCAGCAACGAGCCAGAGUGGUCCGAUCCCCGAAACGCCGAUGCUCGUUCCGGGCAUCUUCUUCAAGUAUAAUAUUGAACCGAUCAUGUUGCUGAUCAGUGAAGAGCGAACUGGGUUCUUGGCUCUGGUCAUUCGUGUCAUUAACACUGUCUCGGGUGUGCUUGUCACUGGUGGCUGGAUUUAUCAAAUUUCGGGGUGGAUUGGCGAGUUCUUAAUCAAGAGACGGAGGCAGACGGAGGGUGUAUUGACGGGGAAGCAUUAUUCGGAUUGA
Molecule: messenger RNA, 1197 nt
Organism: Penicillium maclennaniae
Lineage: Eukaryota; Fungi; Ascomycota; Eurotiomycetes; Eurotiales; Aspergillaceae
Product: endoplasmic reticulum-Golgi intermediate compartment family protein
Exons: 3
Coding region: 1-1197 (398 amino acids)
Biological process (GO): retrograde vesicle-mediated transport, Golgi to endoplasmic reticulum; endoplasmic reticulum to Golgi vesicle-mediated transport
Cellular component (GO): endoplasmic reticulum; endoplasmic reticulum membrane; Golgi membrane
Source: RefSeq, a predicted model, not a curated record